Messenger RNA from Pygocentrus nattereri (red-bellied piranha), 692 nucleotides. RefSeq names its product chemokine-like factor. Bases 83 to 514 code for a protein of 143 amino acids. NCBI's taxonomy places the organism in Eukaryota, Metazoa, Chordata, Actinopteri, Characiformes, Serrasalmidae. The record is from RefSeq and is a predicted model, not a curated record. The transcript is spliced from 4 exons. Gene Ontology annotation, cellular component: membrane.
UCUGCAGCUAAAUGUGUUUCCUGGAACCGAGAGGAACGCUCUGUCAGGAAGUGCAGUCUGAGUGUCACACACUGAGAUAAUAAUGGCAGACAAGCUUCCCGUCAGAGCCCUGGAGCUCGACCUGGCCUUCCUGAAGUCCAGAAGAGGUUUACUGAAGAUAUCAGAGAUGGUGGUUCUUUUUGUGGCAUUUGUGUGUUUUGCGGUGGCUGCCAGGCCCCCAUAUAUCGCCGCCACAUGUGUGGAGUUUAUCGUCACCCUUGCUCUCGUUCUGCUGUACCUGCUGAAGCUCAACAAAACCAUCACCUUCUUCUUCUGGCCUCUCAUCGAUGUGUUCAACUCGGUCUUUGCAGCGACCUUCAUCUUAAUAAUAAGCAUCAUGGCUUUGUCCACUUACACAGUGCAGGGCACUUUAGCUGGAGGGAUAGCGAGUCUUGUGGCUGUGGUGUUGUGGUUUGUGGACGGAUUUCACCUCUUCAAGAAAAUCACCUUCAACCAGCCGAGAGGAGCAACCUAAACAGGAGCGACUGCCGCCGCCUUCGGGCCUUCGGGCCUUCGGGCCUUUGGUUUAACCCUCUGAUCUCUCUCUCUAUGUCUUCAUCUCCUCUUAAACUCUCCUCUAAAGGUUCUUCAUAGAACAGGAUCCUCAUCUGUUUCAUAUCUAAACGCUUCGUUUUCUUCAUCACUACUUUCCA